AUGCCGGACGAUAAGACUGAUCCCAAAGCACGACGGCAUUACCUUUCCGGCUUUCCAUCUCUCGCAAACUUCAUCGCUAACGAUCGCGAUCGCACAACUUUGAUUUACAAGCGCUAUGACGAACUUGCUGCUAGGAACCUCCUCUAUCUACAAAGUGAGCUCGCAGAGCUCGACACCAAGCAACGCAAGUUCGACCAGGAGGAUCUUAUAGCUGAUAUGCCCACGAAGCAAUGCGCAAGACAUUUCGCGAAGUUCCAGGAGGAAGCGCAAGCCAACAACGCAAAGCAAAUAGAACGAUGGGAGCUGGUAAAGCAAAUUCGAGAGACUUUGAAAGAUUACCGAGAAGCAUUACUAUUCGAGAGCACAUUAGCAACACUUCCGAGACCGUCUAAAGGAGUUCUACGCGCCUUCCAAGCCGAGUUUUACAACCAGACUCAAGGCAAAGGCGAGCCUUUUCCUACCCUCGGUGGGCAUAGUGCCGGACUAUACGACGACAUCGACGAUCUAGUCGCAUUACGAGUCCAGGAGGACCAGGAUAGAUUGACGACGUUCGCGCAAGAGCAUUUAGCCUUCCUAUUUCCAGAUCGGAAGCGUUCCCGCCAUGGGAUAGCUUACGCUUCGGACCGAGCCAUUAGCUCUUUCGUAGCAUGGUUCAGCACUUUCUUAGCAGCGGUACUGUUGAUAGGCGCCAUUGUCGUGCUCUACAAAGUGACGUCGUCGGAUUGGAGAUUAGGGUUAAUUGCGGCAUUCACCACCUUAUUCGCUGGCAGCGUGGGUCUCUUGACGAAUGCACGAAGAGCAGAAUUGUUCGCGGCAACAGCAGCAUACGCAGCCGUCCUCGUAGUCUUCCACGGCGCCGCCUGGCUAAAAUGA
This is a messenger RNA of Alternaria alternata, 873 nucleotides long. RefSeq lists its product as hypothetical. The transcript is spliced from 2 exons. Bases 1 to 873 code for a protein of 290 amino acids. NCBI's taxonomy places the organism in Eukaryota, Fungi, Ascomycota, Dothideomycetes, Pleosporales, Pleosporaceae. The record is from RefSeq and is a predicted model, not a curated record.